Messenger RNA from Manis javanica (Malayan pangolin), 2921 nucleotides. NCBI's taxonomy places the organism in Eukaryota, Metazoa, Chordata, Mammalia, Pholidota, Manidae. The record is from RefSeq and is a predicted model, not a curated record.
UAUUUGCAUUUUUAAAUGAAGAGAAAUUUAAUGUGGAUGGAUGGACGGUUUAUAACCCAGUUGAAGAAUACAGACGGCUGCAUCAGACUCUCUGUUUGGUCCGUGGUCUAUAGGGCCGGACCUAAAGACAAGGGCUUGCCCAACCACCACUGGAGAAUUACUUUUAUUAAUAAGUGCUAUGAACUGUGUGACACUUACCCUGCUCUCUUGGUGGUUCCAUAUUGUUCGUCAGAUGAUGAUCUCAGGAGAGUUGCAACUUUUAGAUCCCGAAAUCGAAUUCCAGUGCUGUCAUGGAUUCAUCCAGAAAACAAGAUGGUCAUUGUGCGUUGCAGUCAGCCUCUUGUUGGCAUGAGUGGUAAACGAAACAAAGAUGAUGAGAAAUAUCUUGAUGUUAUCCGGGAGACUAAUAGACAAAUUUCUAAACUUACUAUCUAUGAUGCAAGACCCAAUGUAAAUGCAGUGGCCAACAAGGCAACAGGAGGAGGAUAUGAAAGUGAUGAUGCAUAUCAUAACGCUGAACUGUUCUUCUUAGACAUUCAUAACAUUCAUGUUAUGCGGGAAUCUUUAAAAAAGGUCAAAGACAUUGUUUAUCCAAAUGUGGAAGAGUCUCAUUGGUUGUCCAGUUUAGAGUCUACUCAUUGGUUAGAACAUAUCAAGCUUGUUCUGACAGGAGCCAUUCAAGUAGCAGACAAAGUUUCUUCAGGGAAGAGCUCGGUGCUCGUGCACUGCAGUGACGGAUGGGACAGGACUGCCCAGCUGACGUCACUGGCCAUGUUGAUGCUAGACAGCUUCUACCGGAGCAUCGAAGGGUUUGAAAUACUGGUACAAAAAGAAUGGAUAAGUUUUGGACAUAAAUUUGCAUCUAGAAUAGGUCAUGGUGAUAAGAACCACGCUGAUGCAGACCGAUCUCCUAUUUUUCUCCAGUUUAUUGACUGUGUAUGGCAAAUGUCAAAACAGUUCCCUACGGCUUUUGAAUUCAAUGAACGAUUUUUGAUCACAAUUUUGGAUCAUCUGUACAGUUGCCGGUUUGGUACUUUUUUGUACAACUGUGAAUCUGUUCGAGAAAGACAGAAAGUUACAGAAAGAACAGUUUCUUUGUGGUCGCUGAUAAACAGUAAUAAAGACAAAUUCAAAAAUCCCUUCUAUACUAAAGAAAUCAAUCGAGUUUUAUAUCCAGUUGCCAGUAUGCGUCACUUGGAACUUUGGGUGAAUUACUACAUUAGAUGGAACCCCAGAAUCAAGCAACAACAGCCCAACCCUGUGGAGCAGCGCUACGUGGAGCUCCUGGCCUUGCGCGAUGAGUACAUCAAGCGCCUGGAGGAGCUGCAGCUGGCCAACUCCGCCAAGCUCUCUGACCCCGCCCCGUCCCCAUCCAGCCCUUCAGCCCUGGUGCCCCACGUGCAGACCCACUUCUGAGGGCCCACCCUGGGAAUAAAGCAAGUAGUUGACUCUCGUUUGGGGCCUCUGUACAAAGUAGAUUAAAAUAUUUGCCUUCAUGUAAGACUCGGACUCCCAUAAUCUUUAAACUCUUGAAUAUGUGCCUUCUAGAAUACAUGUUACAAGAAAACUCUAGUGUCUACACAGCAAUCAGAAGAAAGGAGCCAAGAUGGCGUUUUGGAAAAUCCUGACACCUUUCAAAUGCAGCUUUUGAAAGAUAAACCUUAAAUUUGAUGUAGAUCUUUAGAAAUGCUAGAUAUACGAUAUGUAUUUUGUGGGCUUAAUUGGAACAACAGUGUUUUUUAAAGUAAAGGUAAAAAAUACAUGUUUGUGAAAUGAAUCUUCCUCAAGCUGCUUAUAAUUGCUUCGGAUUAUCUAAAAUGAACCCAAAUGUGAAAGAUGUGUAUUACUGCCAAAACCAAAUUGAGCUCAGCUUCUGAGACAUUUUCCAAAAACAAGGUGUUUAAAUAAUUGCCAAAUUUUAUACCAUUGUAGGUGGUGAGUUUACGAGAAAUAGCUGUGUAGAUGAGAUUUUCAUUUUUUUGCAAUUUUGGAAUGUAAAGCACUUCCCCCUAGUUUUCAAGAGAAGUAUAUUUUUAUAUUAAAUUUAUGGAGCCCAAUUAAGUAUGAUUUGAUUUUUUUUUUUAAUUUGCCAGUUCUGUUUUCUAAGUUCUUCCAAGAGCUUGCCUAGAAUUCUGACCUAUUUUCAGGUUGUGGAAAAAAGCCCCGACACAUCACGCUGCUUAGGUGAGUGUUCUUGCAAAUGUUGCUCUAGUCAGAGCCCAGCUUAUCUGCCAACGUAUAGGGUUGACCAUCUGGGAUGUAGGAGCUGUGUUGCUAGAGUAUCAUCUGAAAUAAAAACUGCUGAUGUACAUUUGUUGAGUAUAUUCUUGAAAGUGGUGUUCAUGAAUUUCAAUUGAAAUGAUGUUGGAUGCCCAAAACUGCUUCUACAAAUUUUUACUUGAAGUCCCUGGCAGUUUGCUUUUUCAGGUGUUUGGCUUUUUGUUUUUCUUUUUGUAGGAUUAAAAGAAAUUUCAGAUGACGUUCUACUUGCUAUCUGGACUAAACUAAUUCAUUUAGUAAGUAUGUUUGUAAAAGUUAAGGAUAGAGUUAAAACAAUUAAUGUGUUUUACAAUGAUUUGUAAAGGACUAUUUAUAGCUAAUAUGGUUUUGUUUUCAAUGAAUUAAGAGAGAUUAAAUAUAUCUUUGUAAGUUAUUUUAUGUCAUAGCUUAAUUGGUCUACCAAAUAAGACAUCUCAAAUACAAUAGUGUAAUGUAUAAAGUUUGUAUGUAUAUGAAAUUUUAUUAGAUAUUCUCUUGCUUUUUGUAAACACUGUAAAUAUUUCAUAAAUUAACAAAGGGUCAGUCCAUAAAAAGAAAAAGCUAAUACUAAUAGCAUAAAGGAUUUUGUGAAAUUUCAUGAAAAAAUUUUCAUGGCAGUAGCAACUAAAGACCUGCUGUAAUAAAUGUAUUAACUCAACCUA